Molecule: messenger RNA, 2346 nt
Organism: Syngnathus acus (greater pipefish)
Lineage: Eukaryota; Metazoa; Chordata; Actinopteri; Syngnathiformes; Syngnathidae
Gene: ikbkb
Product: inhibitor of nuclear factor kappa B kinase subunit beta
Exons: 22
Coding region: 49-2280 (743 amino acids)
Biological process (GO): tumor necrosis factor-mediated signaling pathway; positive regulation of transcription by RNA polymerase II; peptidyl-serine phosphorylation
Cellular component (GO): cytoplasm; IkappaB kinase complex
Molecular function (GO): protein binding; IkappaB kinase activity; ATP binding
Source: RefSeq, a predicted model, not a curated record
AGAGUUUUCAAUGCUUUGCGGCCGAUUGGAGAAGCCCUGGUAUAGACCAUGAACCGUGUCCCCCUUCAUCAGCCACAGAGCUGUGGAGCCUGGGAAAUGAAGGAGCGUCUGGGCACGGGAGGCUUUGGGAAUGUCACCAGAUGGCAAAAUAAGGAUACAGAGGAGCAGAUUGCAAUCAAGCAGUGCCGCCAGGAGCUGAGUGAGCGAAACAAAGAGAGAUGGUGUCUGGAGAUCCAAAUCAUGAAGAGGUUGGAUCAUGUCAACGUGGUGGCGGCGAGGGAAGUUCCCGAGGGGAUGCAAAAACUCGUGACUACCAACGACCUGCCGCUGCUGGCCAUGGAAUAUUGCCAAGGAGGAGAUCUGAGAAAGUAUCUGAACCUCUUGGACAACUGCUGCGGAAUGCGCGAGGGCUCCGUUUUGAUUCUCUUGUGCGACAUUUCCUCGGCUCUGACCUAUCUCCACAAGAAGCGGAUCAUCCACCGAGAUUUGAAACCCGAAAACAUUGUGCUGCAGCAGGGAGAGAAGCGGUUAAUCCACAAGAUCAUUGACCUCGGCUACGCUAAGGAACUGGACCAGAGCAGCCUUUGCACCUCCUUUGUGGGAACCCUGCAGUACUUGGCUCCCGAGCUGAUGGAGAAGAAGAAGUACACGGUCGCCGUGGACUACUGGAGCUUCGGGACCUUGGUGUUUGAGUGCAUCACGGGAUUUCGGCCUUUUUUGCCAACCUGGCAACCCGUCCUUUGGCACAAUAAACUGCGACUGAAACAAGACAGCGACAUUGUGGUCUACGAGGACCUCUCCGGGGUGGUCCGCUUCGCCAAACAGCUCCCUCAGCCCAACAACCUCAACAGUCUCCUCGCGGAGAAGCUGGAGAGGUGGCUGCGGCUGAUGCUCAAGUGGUCUCCGCAAGAAAGAGGCAAAGAGCCUGACGCCACGGCCAGCAACUGCUUCUCCCAGCUGGAACCUAUUCUGCAGCUCAAAAUGGUUCAGGUUUUAAACAUGACCACCGCCAAGAUCUUGAGGUACGCCGUCGCAGAUGACGAGACGGUGGCCGAGCUGCAGAAGAGAAUUGCAGACGAAACCAGCAUCCCCGCAGCCCAGCAGGAGUUGCUGCUGGAGGCCGGCUCAGCCUUGGAGCCUCACGGGCCGGCCACGCAGUGCGCCAUCGAUUACACCGAGAUAGAUGGGCGGCGGACAGACUUCCCUCUGGUUUUCUUGUUUGAUCGCUCAUCUUGUAGUUAUGAACCACCGUUGACUCCUCGCCUCCUCCCUGAAAACAUCUGUUUUAUCCAAAAGGAUCCAAAGCACGUUCUGCCUUACAGCCCUCUGAGGAGGACUUGUGGCCAGGCGUGGCACACCAUCCGCUCCCUGAAGGAGGAAUGGCAGAGACUGCAGCAGGGACAGAAAGCAGCCAUCAUGAGCUUGCUGAGACACAACUCAUCCCUGUCCAAGCAGAAGAACGAGAUGGUGUCCAUGCACCAGAGACUCAUGGCCAAGCUGGACUUCUUCAACACCAGCCUUCAUAUAGACAUGGACAAAUACCAGGAGCAGACUGCCACUGGAAUUGCUUCCGACAAACUGCUGGGAGUGUGGAGAGAAAUGGAGCAGACUGCCAGCAGCUGUGGUCAGCCCAAAGUCAGUGACCUUGAGGAGGAGAUGAUGCACCUGCAACAAGACAUUCUGGAUGUUCAGCGUCAGCCGUGGAGGAGCGGCGAGGCUUUGGACACACUUGAAGGAAAGGCCAUGGAAAUGCUGCGCAAGCUGAGAGAGAAACCCAAAGAGCAACGUUGUUCAGGGGAUGGUCAGGAAAUCUCACGUCUGGUGGUACAGGCGGUGCAGUUCUAUGAGAGGAAGCUUCGAGACUUCUAUACACAUCUCAGUAAGACGGGCGUUUGUCGUCAGCGCGUCAUGGAUCUGCUUCCGAAAGUGGAAGGCGUUGUGCAGGAGAUGGCUGAGAGUGAACAAGUCCUGAUGGGUCUGCAGGAGAGGCGCCAAAGGGAACUGUGGAACCUCCUCAAAGUCGCCUGUAGUAAGGUUCGAAGCCCGGUGAGUGGGAGUCCCGAUGGAUGCCGGACACCUUCUUCUGUGCCGCCUCUGACGACCUCCCGACACAGUUUACAGCAGUUGGAUGAGUCUCUGGUGGAGGAGAGCAGGACAUUCGAGAGUCGACUGCAGAGUUUGCUGCAUGACACCAUCCAGGAGACUGAGAGUGGCAUGGAGAUGCUGAGUGAAUGGACAUGGCUGCAAGGGAGCAACAGCUUCUCCAGAGAUCUCUCUUAAGACUUGCUGCCACUGUGUGGAUAUCAGGGCAAAAUACACAUUGAUGCACUCUCCAAGGAGAAGCAU